This is a messenger RNA of Emiliania huxleyi CCMP1516, 237 nucleotides long. RefSeq lists its product as hypothetical. Gene Ontology annotation, biological process: translation; ribosomal large subunit assembly. Lineage: Eukaryota; Haptophyta; Isochrysidales; Noelaerhabdaceae. The transcript has a single exon. The record is from RefSeq and is a predicted model, not a curated record. Gene Ontology annotation, cellular component: ribosome; cytosolic large ribosomal subunit. The annotation marks the transcript as partial. Gene Ontology annotation, molecular function: 5S rRNA binding; structural constituent of ribosome.
GAGCUGCUCGAGGAGGAGGACCCCGACCGCUACCAGACGCAGUUCGCAAACUACAUCGAGAAGGACAUCGAGGCCGACUCGCUCGAGGAGAUGUACCAAAAGGCGCACGAGGCCAUCCGCGAGGACCCCGAGUUCACGCCGAGCGAGAAGAAGGACUCGUACCCGGCGGUCAACGACCAGCCCAGGAAGACGUACGAGGAGCGCAAGGCCAGCGUGGCGGCGAAGAAGGCGGCCAUG